Molecule: messenger RNA, 1548 nt
Organism: Mesorhabditis belari
Lineage: Eukaryota; Metazoa; Nematoda; Chromadorea; Rhabditida; Rhabditidae
Source: the annotation of a GenBank genome assembly
AUGGAGUUUGAUUAUGAUGAUUCGACGGCAAAAUGCCUUCCUUCUCCCUAUGAUAAUGGAACCGGAAAUGACACGAUGAUUGAGACACAAAAUGGCGGUUUUGUGAGUUUAUUGAAAAACGACUUGGUUCGAUUGUUGCAAUUCGUCGAACAAGAAUUGGAGAAACGAGAUGAUUGCAUACAAAAGUUGAAAGAUGAUCGAACACGACAAAUGCUCUUUGAAGCAAAAUAUGGGCGGAUAUCGAUGAAUGAUCCGCUUGUUGCAUUGAGAAGAGAUAGUGAAGUAGCUGGGGAACAGAUCGAUGAAGAUGCUAUUGGACGGCUCUAUGAGUCACAACUCGUUCAACUCGAGAAACUCAUCGCUGCUCAGAAAAAGUCGCACAAUCGAGCGAAAAUGAUUUUGUCAACAACUGAAAGACGACAUGCAAAAGCACUCAAAGAAUUGGAAUUGGAGAAAGAAAGGAAAUCUCGAUACGCAGCCCAGGGUGAUGAUGUUGUGGCGUUUCUCGAAAAUGAACGAGCCAAGUUGCAGCAACAGGUUGAGUUUCAAAUUGGUGAGGUUGCGAAUGCAAAGGUGGAAACCGAGAAAGUCGAGAAGAAAUUACAAGUUGAAAAAGAAAAACAUAAAGCAAUGAUUCUAUUCUUGAUCAACGAGCGAAAGCAGCUUCUGUUGAAAAUCCACGAGAUGAGACUUAAAGGAGAGCCGCCAAAUGUUCCCGAUGGAUAUGAUGUGAGCAUGGAGGAGUUGAGAAGAGAAGUUGAAAAGCUAAAAAUCGAACGCGACACACUUGGAAAUGCAAAUAAAGCGCUGAGAGCUGAGAAUUUAUCAUUGAAAGAAGUGGUGAGGGGACACGAAGCUGAUCUGUUACUCCUACGAAGGAAUUUGAUUCGCAAUCCAGCAGAGCUCACAAGCGCCGGCGUUGAGGGUUCUCUUGUGCUAGCCAAUCGAAUGUCCUCCACUCCAUCAGCUACCCUUCCCGGUCCAUCAUCCCGUCCCACAUCACGAAUCUCCACUUCUUCAUCUUUCCCAUCAUCGACAAAUGAUUCAAGUCGAUUACCCCGAGCUCCGCCCACACAAAUAAUUGCAACAACUAUCACGCCGGCCAGGUCAAAACCAAAUCCCCCAAUGACCAGACUGCCUUCAACUCCGACCGCCCGCAAUCCACAGUCUCCCACCAAAAAGACGCCAGCUAUGGGAGUUGGAGUGAACAGUGUUCGCCAACAACGUCCAAUCUCUGUUUCCACGCCACAAGUGCCCACAACGCAUCGAUUCACGGCUGAACCCGAGCUACAACAACUCGAAGAAGCCAUCCAUGAAUUAGAGAUGACUUCUAGUGAUCCAUCUCCAACUUCAUCUUUCACAAAGGGAAAAACCGAACCGAGACGUGUGGAGAUACCGGUGAAAUCACCGAAUAACACUGCACAAAUAACCACAGCCACCACAGCCACUGUCAAAGCUUCGAUCGCGAAAGCGCCAGAAAAACCGGCAGAACGAAAGCUCUCGGGAACGAUCAAAAAAGGAUCUCUUUUGAAAGCUUUCUCUGGUAAA